This is a messenger RNA of Puccinia triticina, 384 nucleotides long. RefSeq lists its product as uncharacterized. Bases 1 to 384 code for a protein of 127 amino acids. Lineage: Eukaryota; Fungi; Basidiomycota; Pucciniomycetes; Pucciniales; Pucciniaceae. The transcript has 4 exons. The record is from RefSeq and is a predicted model, not a curated record.
AUGAUAAUACGCUGGAUCAUGGUUACCCGUUGUUUGUUACCUGCCGAGUAUAUACUUUGGCUCAGGCUUCUAGUCUCUAAAGAUGCCUUUAGCCAAUACGGUCUGGCUAGUGAGAUUCGCAAAUCCCACGACCUACGGACGCAUCAGUUCAUUGACGGCUCCACGCAGCAAUCACCUGCAAUCACUGAAGCCAAGCAGCAACAACAACAACAAUUCACUUCUUCUAUCCCACCAUCAAGCUCUCACACUGUUCCCUCUUCAUCUGCUUUUGUCGCUGCUGAGGCGUUUAUCGUUUGGAAGUUCAGAGACGAACUUGCGGCAUAUGUCUCUGAGUUAUAUGGCUUGGACGGGCCGAUCAAGUUCAAGGCAAUAUUACGAUGGUGA